Carcharodon carcharias (great white shark) is the source of this 1877-nucleotide messenger RNA. RefSeq lists its product as uncharacterized. Lineage: Eukaryota; Metazoa; Chordata; Chondrichthyes; Lamniformes; Lamnidae. Gene Ontology annotation, molecular function: DNA binding. Gene Ontology annotation, biological process: chromosome segregation; kinetochore assembly; mitotic cell cycle. The record is from RefSeq and is a predicted model, not a curated record. The coding region runs from base 123 to 1877 and encodes 584 amino acids. Gene Ontology annotation, cellular component: kinetochore. The transcript has 14 exons.
AUACCCGAUACCGAGGAGCAGGUGAAUUAACCGUCAAAGGAAAGAAAGGGUCCGAUUGAAACUUACUCAAAAUCCUAUCACAUAUCGGACUCAAAGUGACGCUAAUUUUUCUAAUCAAAAAGAUGGACUCCUUACCUGAAGAUAUGACGAUGCGCACCCUAAUUAAGGGUAUGAUUACUGAAGAGGUUCCACAGAGUAUUGUACGCCCAAGAACACGCAGUAGGUUACAGAAAAAGGCAAGUACUCCCAAAAAGCUCAUUGACAUCUCUGUGCAGCAGUCUCCAAGUAUGGUUCUUCGCAGCCAAAUGAAAGCAAAACUGACAUGUCCUCUGAGAAAUGAUGCUGCUGGGACUGCUGGAUCAUCUAAAAGGCAUUCAACCAAGAAGAAUUCUCCAGCAUUGAGCAAAGCAAAGACUGUAGAAGCAAUCCCUUGGGAGGCUUUAGAUGAUUACACACCAAGAGGUCUUCUGAAGAAAUUCAUGCGGACUGAGCUGGAAUCCUCCUUAGUUAAGGUUGUGAAUCCUAAAAUGAAGAAAUCUAUGCAAAAGAAAUCUCAAGUGAAGAAAAAAGUACCAUCUAGCAGCUUUGAUUUAAGUUUGCCAACAGAAGAUACCACAGAGGAGAAUUUGCCCAUAGACCUUAAAGCUCGAAAACAGAAGACGUUAAGUGUUUCAGAGUUCGAAAGGGUAACACGACAGAGACUCCAACAUACAGCAGAAACUCAAGAAAGUGAACAAGUGGAGCUUUGUGAAAAGAGCACAAGAUUUCCAGAUGUCUCCACAAUAAUUGGUUUAAUUAAUCCUGACUUUGAAGAGUCCACAACAAAACCAAUUCUUUCUAGAAGACCACUAAAACGCAAAGUUAUAAAUGAGCAUGACUUUGAAGAGGGAGUGCACAAUUAUCUGGAACAAGAAAAAGAACCUGAAGAAAUUGAAAGAUCUGGACCAUUUGAAAAGACUUCAGGACUGACGGACAUUUCACGAAUAGUUGGAUCAAUCAAUUUUGACACUGAUGAGUCGGUGUCAAAGCCCGUUCUCAGCAGAAGACCGAGAAGAGACAAACUCAUCAGUGAGGAUGAUUUUGAAGAAGGAGUACUUUUCUACCUACAACAAGCAAAAAAAAAACCGAUCCCCGAAGUACAGGACGCAUCAAGUGACAGCACCGGGAAAGAGAAAUCAAGUGCUCAAACACAGCAGGAUGAACUUGCUGCUACUGAACUGUAUACUUCACCCUGGCCAACAAAAUGCAAUGGGAUGAAUGCUGCUUCAGCUGGGACUGAAGAAAUGAAAAAUGAAUUUGGUUUGAGCUCAGGGCUUGACCUAGAGAAAGAAACUGAAUUAUCAGUACCACGUGAAGAAGAAUCUGUAAAGAUGCCCUAUGCAGGAAGAGCCAGCUCCCUCCAUCUCAUUAAGGAAAAGAUUUUGACAGAUACAGACCACCAAAUAGAUUGUACUGUGGAGAAAAUCACUGAGGAUCUUCAAGUGGGUAUCCAGACACAAGGGGGUGCCAAGGAGCACCAAUCUGAGCAUGGAGGAUCAGAGUCAGCAGUUGGCAAGCAGUAUCCUGAAAGAACCAAACUGGAAGAAGAAACAGCACACGAUGGUGAAUAUCAGGCUGACUGCAAAGAAUUGGAGAUGGCCAGGGAUGCUGAACAGAACUUAGCAACACUAGGUGGACAGGAGUCGGCUGCAUUAUGGCACUCUGAAGGAGUGAAUGCUGAUGAAUUGGUGUUAGUUGAUGAAAUAGGUGAUAAAAAAGCAGAAAAUGACGAAGUAAAUGAUGAAAGAAUGGAAGUUGAAAGCAUGGAAGGUGAUAAAGUGAAUGAUGAAAGAACAGAAGGUGAUGAAGUGGAGGACGAUGAGAGGUAUGGAAGGUGA